Molecule: messenger RNA, 417 nt
Organism: Clunio marinus
Lineage: Eukaryota; Metazoa; Arthropoda; Insecta; Diptera; Chironomidae
Source: the annotation of a GenBank genome assembly
AUGUCAAAAGUUAUAAGAAGUUGGAAACAAAGAACGAGACUAUAUUCGGAUGAUUCUUCAUUAAGUGCAAAAUAUUUGAAUUUAGCACAGGGCUAUGAGAUAUCGCUCAGCAAGAAUUUUAAUGUUCGUAAAGAUAAAAAUAAAACAAAACACGGAUUGAGAACAGUUGAUUUGAAUGAAGCAAAGCACAAUUUGACUCGCAAAAUAUCUGAUUUACAAUGCCAUGAUAUGAAAGCAAGGAGAACUUCACAAAUAUCUUCUUCUCCCCAGUUGCAAUGUUUUGCUAAGGAAUCGCAAAGCGUAGAAUGUUUAAAUUAUCCCAAUAAUCAAAAAGCAACUUUGAAUGCUCGAAAUAUUUCCAUGAGAUUUUGUUGUGCUUAUGAGAAAAUUCUAAAAACGACUAAACAGAGUUCUUAG